Messenger RNA from Nerophis lumbriciformis (worm pipefish), 2120 nucleotides. RefSeq names its product F-box and leucine-rich repeat protein 14b (gene fbxl14b). The record is from RefSeq and is a predicted model, not a curated record. Gene Ontology annotation, biological process: SCF-dependent proteasomal ubiquitin-dependent protein catabolic process. NCBI's taxonomy places the organism in Eukaryota, Metazoa, Chordata, Actinopteri, Syngnathiformes, Syngnathidae. Gene Ontology annotation, molecular function: protein binding. Gene Ontology annotation, cellular component: SCF ubiquitin ligase complex.
CCCCUCGGAGGGGCGCAUAGUCGUGUCGUCUUUGCCAAGUCGGUUUGAAAAGAGCAGACAAAGACUGAAGCAGGACGUCUUCUACUCGCUCUUCCCCGCCAUGGAACUUCUUCCGGCCGCUACGGGACGCCGCACUUUCUGCCUCUGAAAUGCACGACCGCCUGGAUCCGCCCUGGCCGAGAAAAGACGCCUUUUUACGGCGACAAUACAAGAAGGAAACGUCGUGUGAGUGAGAGAGGAAGAGAGAGAGAGAGAGAGAGAGGGGAAGAAUUGACGCCGUUUCCUCUCCUCCUCCUUCUUCUUCCUCUUCUUCUUCUUCCUCUUUCUCGGCGGAGGAUAAACGCUUUUUUAUGUGUCUAUUUGCUUUCUUUUUUUCAACGUGACUGCGACUGAAGAGAGUUUUGUGAUUGCCGACCUUCCUGGCGAGCCACGAAGAGAAAACAAAAGUCUUGUUGCUACUUUUUGCAUCAUUGAGAUUGUUUUCUUGGCCGUGGGGGUGUGGAGUAAUCAUUCUUAUAUGCCUGGGUUUUGAAAAACAAUGGAGACGCACAUUUCGUGCCUCUUCCCGGAAAUUUUGGCAAUGAUUUUCAGCUACCUGGACGUGAGGGACAAAGGCAGGGUGGCCCAAGUGUGCCUGGCUUGGAGGGACGCGUCCUACCACAAGUCGGUGUGGAGAGGCGUGGAGGCCAAGCUGCACCUCCGCCGGGCCAAUCCCUCCUUGUUCCCCAGCCUGCAGGCCAGAGGCAUCCGGAGGGUCCAGAUCUUGUCGCUGCGCCGCAGCCUGAGCUACGUGAUCCAGGGAAUGCCCAACAUCGAGUCCCUCAACCUCUCGGGCUGCUACAACCUGACCGACAACGGGCUGGGCCACGCAUUUGUGCAGGAGAUCCCGUCUCUGAGGGUGUUGAACCUGAGCCUCUGCAAGCAGAUCACCGACUCCAGCCUGGGCCGGAUCGCCCAGUACCUAAAGAACCUGGAGGUUCUGGAGCUGGGAGGCUGCAGCAACAUCACCAACACGGGGCUCCUGCUCAUCGCCUGGGGCCUCCACAGACUCAAGAGCCUCAACUUGAGGUCCUGCCGCCACGUCUCGGACGUAGGCAUCGGACACUUGGCCGGCAUGACCCGCAGCGCCGCCGAGGGCUGCCUGAGCCUGGAGUACCUGACCCUCCAGGACUGCCAGAAACUGACAGACCUGUCUCUAAAGCACAUCUCCAAGGGUCUGACCGAGCUGAGGGUCCUCAACCUGAGCUUCUGCGGCGGCAUCUCGGACGCCGGCAUGAUCCACCUCUCGCACAUGGCGUCCCUGUGGAGCCUCAACCUGCGCUCCUGCGACAACAUCAGCGACACGGGCGCCAUGCACCUGGCCAUGGGCACCCUGAGGCUCUCGGGCCUGGACGUGUCCUUCUGCGACAAGAUCGGCGACCAGACGCUGGCGUACAUCGCCCAGGGGCUGUACCGGCUCAAGUCGCUGUCGCUGUGUUCGUGCCACAUCUCGGACGACGGCAUCAACCGCAUGGUGCGGCAGAUGCACGAGCUACGGACGCUCAACAUCGGACAGUGCGUGCGCAUCACCGACAAGGGGCUGGAGCUCAUCGCCGACCACCUGACCCAGCUGGCGGGCAUCGACCUGUACGGAUGUACCAAGAUCACCAAGAGGGGGCUGGAGAGGAUCACGCAGCUGCCCUGCCUUAAAGUGCUCAACCUGGGACUCUGGCAGAUGACGGACAGUGAGAAAGUCAGGUGAUGGGCUUGCAGGAAGUGGGGUGGGGGGUGGGGGUCCACCUGCAUCCCACAGCACUGUGUGAUUGUGUGCUUCUCCCACGUGUUUGUCCAUGAACUCGGUAACUUUGGAGCUUUCAUUCGCAGCCUGAAAAUAACAACAACAAAAGUGCAAAGGAGGAGGAGAAGCAGAAUGAGAGACUGGGAGAAAAUGUGCCUACAGGGACAGUCUGCGUGCGUGUGUGUGUGUCUGUGUGUGCGUGUGUGUCCCUCCCCCAUCCUUUCCUCCAUGAGCAGAAGGGGACACAAUCUAAACUACCUUUUUGUUCAAAUUACACAAACAGCCUCACAUUCCCCCUAAACGCAUUAUGCAAACAAACUUUUAACACACACACACACACACA